This is a messenger RNA of Thunnus maccoyii (southern bluefin tuna), 548 nucleotides long. RefSeq names its product cytochrome c oxidase subunit 8A, mitochondrial. The transcript has 2 exons. Gene Ontology annotation, cellular component: mitochondrion. NCBI's taxonomy places the organism in Eukaryota, Metazoa, Chordata, Actinopteri, Scombriformes, Scombridae. The coding region runs from base 71 to 283 and encodes 70 amino acids. The record is from RefSeq and is a predicted model, not a curated record. Gene Ontology annotation, biological process: mitochondrial electron transport, cytochrome c to oxygen.
UUCCACUUCCUUUUCAUACCACAAUCGGAUCUUCAGACGAGAAGACGUCCCUUCAUUACAGCAGACAAACAUGUCGGGUCUUCUGAGGACUGUCGCUAGCCGUGCUGCCCCUGUCCUGCGGGGACACACCGUCACUCAGCGGGCUAAUGUCUACACUAGACCCGCCAAGGAGAAGAUCGGGGCUGUUGAAUCGGUCGUUGGAUUGGGCAUGUUUUCUCUAGCGAUCCUGGGACCAUCUGGAUGGAUCCUGUGCCACCUGGAGGACUACAAGAAGAAAGAAUAAAAGUGGACAUUUUAACAGUCUAAUACCUGGUGAAUCCAGCUUCCUGUCUCCAGAGAUAACCUGGGACCAUCAUCAUCAUCGUCAUAUUCCACACCUGAGAAGAACGUGGAACAAGUUUUACCUUUCACUCUUCUACCUCUGCGACAAUUCCACUCCACAUCCCAACAACCAACUGUUUCCAACACAUUGACUCUUAAGCAAUGAAAAUUGUAUUGUACAUCUUCCUUUAGAAGGAGUAUGUUACAACAUUAAAUUUUAAACACAA